This is a messenger RNA of Neltuma alba, 843 nucleotides long. RefSeq lists its product as uncharacterized. The coding region runs from base 1 to 843 and encodes 280 amino acids. The record is from RefSeq and is a predicted model, not a curated record. Lineage: Eukaryota; Viridiplantae; Streptophyta; Magnoliopsida; Fabales; Fabaceae. The transcript is spliced from 4 exons.
AUGGACUUGCAAGAAUAUUGUCGACGAAAGGAAAAUGAACUUAUUGAUAGAGGAGGAAAAAUGAUGAAACCAAUUGCAAAAUAUACUUUGAAUUUAGAACAAAGGCGAGCGAUUGUUCAAUGGAUAAAGAAGUUGAAGCUCCGCGAUGGGUAUGCAUCUAAUCUAGCUUGGUGUGUUGAUAUGAAGGAAGCAAAGUUAUAUGGAAUGAAGAGUCAUGAUUCUCAUAUGUUCAUGGAACGCUUGGUUCCUAUUGCCUUUUCUACAUUGCCAGAUGAUGUAUUUAAUCCUAUAGUGGAGCUUAAGCAUUUGCCCGUCUACCAUGCUUAUGAAGCUAAGGUUGGUGGACUGAUUCAGUUUCGAUGGAUGUAUCCAUUUGAAAGAUUCCUUUAUACCUUGAAACGAAAGGUCAAGAACAAAGCCCGAGUUGAAGCGUCUAUAUGUGAAGCUUAUAUAGUCGAGGAGACCGCUAUGUUUUGCUCGCACUACUUUGAGCCGAGUAUGCCACCAAGAAUAACAAGACCUCUACGAAAUGAUGAUGGUGGAGAAUCAAAUUUGCCAGCAAUUUCCAUAUUUAACUAUCCAGGAAGACCUUUUAGGGAAUGUAAAGCUCGUUUCUUGAAUGAUGAGGAAGUAGAAGCUGCCAAAAGAUAUGUUCUAAUGAAUUGUGAUAAGGUGCAACCUUAUAUGAUGUUAUUUGUACAAACAUUGAAGAAAGAUAACUGUCGAAUCACAGAGAAUGAGAUAGAAUCCCAGAUCAAUGAAAGAUUUCCCUCAUGGUUUAAAAAUCAUGUAAGUAUGAUUGCUUUCAAUUUUGUAUCAUCAAACAGGAAUUAUCUGCCAUAA